Morone saxatilis (striped sea-bass) is the source of this 1551-nucleotide messenger RNA. RefSeq names its product tRNA methyltransferase 5 (gene trmt5). NCBI's taxonomy places the organism in Eukaryota, Metazoa, Chordata, Actinopteri, Moronidae. Gene Ontology annotation, cellular component: cytoplasm; mitochondrial matrix. Gene Ontology annotation, biological process: mitochondrial tRNA methylation; tRNA N1-guanine methylation. The coding region runs from base 49 to 1479 and encodes 476 amino acids. The transcript has 5 exons. The record is from RefSeq and is a predicted model, not a curated record.
CUCUUGUCGACCGUGGAUGACGCAUUGAAGCGUGCUGGAGGACGGAGGAUGUUGAGGAUUCUUCUCAGAGUCUUAGCAUCUUCACAAACUCAAAGAAACGUAAAGGCGGCCGCUGUGCACCGGAGCCUCUGUUCUGCAGCCUCACGGCCAGCCCUGCUUGGUUCUGGCCUAGCUGUGAACACAAUGGAGCCUGAAUUGUACCGACCCCCUCCAGAGGUCCGGGGUAUGACCUGUCUGGACAAAGAAGCCUUCACACAGACUAUCACUGUCCCAGCUCUACGGGUGCCCGCUGGAGUCUUAAACAAAGUGGUAAAGAGCCUGAAAAAGUCGUCCAUCCAGCGCCCAGGGGUGCCCAGAGUGGUGCAGGAUGAAGAGGGGAGUAGUGACUUUCGUUUAGUCCUGUUGGACCCCCACAAAGUGUCCUCGCCAAGCUCCUUCAGUGAAGCUGAGGCUGAGGCUCUGAGGGCGUUCGGUGUCGCUCAGGAGCUGCAGCACUACGAUCUGCAGCUCACCUAUCACAACCUGAAGAGCGAGGAAGUGCUGGAGGCUGUGCUCCCCCAGGGUCAGGAUGUGACCUCUUCGUUCAGCCGGGUGGGACACAUCGCACACAUGAACCUGAGGGACCACCAGCUCCCGUACAAGAACCUCAUAGGUCAAGUCAUCAUGGACAAAAACCCCGGUAUUACCUGUGUGGUCAAUAAGACAAACGUGAUCAACUCCACUUACCGCAACUUCAAGAUGGAGGUGCUAGCUGGAGAGGAGAACAUGGUCGCCAAAGUGAAAGAAAACGGGGUGACAUACGAGUUUGAUUUCUCCCGUGUGUACUGGAAUCCUCGGCUGAGCACGGAGCACCAGCGUGUGGUGCAGCUCAUCAAACGUGAUGACACCGUGUUUGAUGUGUUCGCUGGCGUCGGACCCUUCGCCAUCCCAGCAGCCCGCUUGGGUGCCAACGUGCUGGCCAACGAUCUCAACCCCGAGUCCUACCGAUGGCUACAGCACAACUGCAAACUCGGCAAGGUGGAGAAAAAAGUCAGAACCUUUAACCUGGACGGCAGAGCGUUCAUCCAGGGACCUGUGAAGCAGGAGCUGCCUGCGCUGCUGAAGGAAAAAAACGCUGUUCACAUUGUGAUGAACCUGCCUGCCUUGGCUCUGGAGUUCCUGGAUGCAUUCAGAGGUCUGUUGCACCAGGAGCCUUCCUGUGAGGAGAACCUACCCACAGUGCACUGCUACGGUUUCUCUAAAAAAGGCGACCCUGAGACGGACGUGGUGAAGUUGGCUUCCCGCAGCCUCGGAUUCCCUUUGGAGAACCGGUGUUCUGUGCAUUUUGUGCGUAAUGUAGCACCCAACAGAGAUAUGAUGUGUGUGAGAUUCACACUCCCUAAAGAGGUCCUCUUCAGCAGUGAUCACGAACAGACUGAGCCUUCAGAAGAACCGGCCCCAAAGAGACAGAAGUGUGAAGAAGCUACGGAUUCGAUGUAGUUGUCAUAUUGACCCGUCAUUAUGAGGAAUCCAAGGAAAUAUUUUGAGUUGAGAAUGUUUUUUUUUUUUUUU